GCCAUAAAUGUGUUGACGGAGGCGGUUCGGUUUGUUCCCAUCGUGGCGCUGCUGGCAGACUGUUGUUUGUGAGGUGAACUAACUUUUGUCCUCAGGAGAAGUGAUUCAACCCAGCCGGGAUAAACUUCAGGUCCAACCAGCGUCGGAGAAGCGGAACCAUGUCGGCCUCAGCGGCUAAAGCGAGCAGGAAGGAGAAUUCAAACCACGACGGAGCGGACGAGACCUCCGAAAAAGAGCAGCAGGAAGCGAUCGAACACAUCGAUGAAGUACAGAAUGAAAUCGACAGAUUAAACGAACAGGCGAGUGAAGAAAUUUUAAAAGUAGAGCAGAAGUACAACAAAUUACGCCAGCCGUUCUUCCAGAAGAGGUCAGAGCUCAUAGCCAAAAUCCCAAACUUCUGGGUCACGACGUUCGUCAACCAUCCACAAGUUUCGGCUCUCCUGGGGGAGGAGGAUGAAGAAGCUCUGCAUUAUCUGUCCAAGGUGGAGGUCACAGAGUUCGAGGACAUCAAGUCUGGAUACAGAAUAGAUUUUUCCUUUGACGAGAACCCCUACUUUGAGAACAAAGUUCUCUCCAAAGAGUUUAACGUCAACGAGGGCGGAGAUCCGGUCUCCAAAUCCACUGAGAUCAAGUGGAAAGCUGGGAAGGAUCUGACCAAACGCAGCGGCCAGACGCCGAACAAAGCCGGCAAGAAGCGUCAGCACGAGGAACCCGAGAGCUUCUUCACCUGGUUCUCCGACCACUCAGACGCCGGCGCCGACGAGCUGGGAGAGGUGAUCAAAGACGACAUCUGGCCCAACCCGCUGCAGUACUACCUGGUCCCUGACAUGGAGGAUGAGGAAGGUGAGGAUGACGAAGAGGAGGACGAGGAAGGCCUGGAGGACAUCGAUGAGGGGGAGGAAGAUGAGGGUGAAGAUGAAGAUGGAGAAGGGGAAGAUGGAGAGGACGACGGGGAAGACGACUGAGGCUCCGGCCGGCGCCGCCCCCCCGCUGACGGCGUCUGGGGGGUCCAGUUUGUUUAGGAGGGAGGGGGUUUUGUAAAAAACUUAUUUUUGUUUCUAAUAUUUUCCUCCUGUGUCGUCGACCCGUCCGGCCCGGCUCGGUGGGACCGGGUCCGGCCGGCCGGCGCCGGACUCCCCGCCAUCGUUCCUCCGUCUUCAGACACGCCAGAUAAAGUUUGUAGCAUUCUGCACGCCAUUUCCUGUAGAUUAAGACGCGUCGUUAGCAGUGGAGACGGUUCUGUUGUGUUCUAAAAUCAGCCGUGGUGCCGUGAGAACGUGUCAUCUAGCAUCUUUAACCACUUUUCUAUAUAUAUUAAUGUACCGGGGGGGGCAGACCAAGCAGCACCAGCGCGUUCCUCUCAGUCUCUGUAAAUGUGUCCGCUCACAAACCCGCUUUCCCCUCAAACACAGAACUUUUUGUCUGUUUUAAACGAGAACCCAAACCCGCAGAGGAAGAAGUUCUGGACUCGGCUUCAGGAAAGAUCGGAUUGGAUCCUGAAAGAAAUUGACGAUUAGAAGUUCUGGUGACCAAAAGUGCAGAUCCGGCGCUGAAUCUGUUGGUCCAAAACCACCAGACGUGUAGUUGCAUCAGCUGUUCUGGACGGACCGGGUUCUGACGGAACCGUUGGACUCCGGCCCGUUCACAGAUGUCCUGUUGUUAAAUAUGUCCCGCCUCACUGGAAGUGACUUUUAUAAUAAACCAAUAUGGCUGAACCAAA
This is a messenger RNA of Fundulus heteroclitus (mummichog), 1720 nucleotides long. It is a transcript of the gene setb, whose product is annotated as SET nuclear proto-oncogene b. Gene Ontology annotation, biological process: nucleosome assembly. Gene Ontology annotation, cellular component: nucleus; chromatin. Lineage: Eukaryota; Metazoa; Chordata; Actinopteri; Cyprinodontiformes; Fundulidae. The record is from RefSeq and is a predicted model, not a curated record. Gene Ontology annotation, molecular function: chromatin binding; histone binding. The transcript has 8 exons. Bases 159 to 965 code for a protein of 268 amino acids.